AUGGACCAUAACCAUCAUCAUAUUGAGCUUCUUCACUUCUUCCCUGGUCAGAACCUCCACUACCAACGCCAUCCACCCUCAUUACGGGCACCACCGGCUUUCGAACAAGACCGAGACCCAAAACCAACCGAUACCCUCCGGGUUCUUCGUCGAGUGAUGGACACCGCUACCACCGUCACUAUCCCCCCGGUUACCGGCAAUCAUUUACAAGUAACACCACCAGCUUCAACUACCUUUUCAACAACCAGCUCUUCAACAACCACCAACCCUAGUACCUUCGUCGAUAUUACCACCACCGCGGCCACCCCAGUCCUAACCACUGCCACUACCGCCCCCAAAAUCAACACCAACACCAACACCAACACCAACACCAACACCAACACCAACACCAACACCAACCACCCCUCCCAACCCUCCCAAUCCUCCUCCGCCCACACCACCACCACCGCCGCCUCCCGCCACGAAAUCAUCCUCCUAGCCCUCGGCAUCUUCAUCCUAGUCGCCCAACUAGCACUAAUCAUCUGGGUCGGCGUGCGUCGACGGCGGUUUUCUUCUUCGGGUUCCGGAACUUCGGGUUCGGGUGCUUGUGCGUAUCAUCAUCAGUGGCAUAGGGAGAAUUGUCCUAGGGAGUUGAAUGGGUUGCAACUCGAUGGACGGGGAAGCGGUGGAAUGGGGCAUGGGCAUGGGCAUGAGAAUGGGGGGGAGUGUUUGUGGAAGGAGGCUUUUGGGAGUGUGGGGGAGAGUCCGACGAGUCCGGGGGGUUGGAGGGGUGAGAGGAGUUUGGGGUUGAGGGUUGGGGAGGGGGUGGAGGGGGUGGAGGGGGUGGAAGGGGAAGUGGAAGGGGAAGUGGAAGGGUCUGGUUCCGGGACUGGGACUGGAUCGGGGUUUGAUGAAGAUUUGGGUGAGAAUGAGAAUGCGGGUGAAGGUGUUGGUGAGGGUGUACGCAGCCGGGGCAACUCUGUUGUUAUCGCUGGUGCGCACGAGUUUGUUGAAAGGGUGAGGAAGAGGAGUAAUAGCUUGGGCACGUUUCUCAAGGGGAUAGGGGCAGGGAAAGGACAGCAUGUCCAAGUGAUACCUGAAGAGCAAAAGGCAGUGACGAGAAAGAGAAGCAACACUUUCACAAUGGGGUUGGCCAGAAGAAUCAGCGGUGGUGGUGAGACUGGCCUCAGAGAACGCAAGGGGUCUGCUGCCACUGCCACUGCCACGACCACUGCCAGGGAAGGAGAUGUUGAGAUGGGCGUUGGAAGGACAAGUGGGCUGAGUACAGAUUUUGGAGGGAAAUUUGAUGGAACUGAGGAGCAAGAUGGUGGUGGUGGUAGUGAGAGGAGGCGUGGAUCCUGGGUGCAAGUUCUCGGGAGACAUUCUGGGUUGGGAAAUCAACUUGGGGUGCAGGAUCCGGAGAAAGGAGGCUAUUGGUAUUGGAAAUCCUGA
Messenger RNA from Neurospora tetraspora, 1431 nucleotides. RefSeq lists its product as uncharacterized. The transcript has a single exon. The record is from RefSeq and is a predicted model, not a curated record. Lineage: Eukaryota; Fungi; Ascomycota; Sordariomycetes; Sordariales; Sordariaceae. The coding region runs from base 1 to 1431 and encodes 476 amino acids.